Messenger RNA from Coprinopsis cinerea okayama7#130, 459 nucleotides. RefSeq lists its product as hypothetical. Bases 1 to 459 code for a protein of 152 amino acids. The transcript is spliced from 4 exons. The record is from RefSeq and is a predicted model, not a curated record. Lineage: Eukaryota; Fungi; Basidiomycota; Agaricomycetes; Agaricales; Psathyrellaceae.
AUGGACACCCUCACGCCCUGGCUCUCAAUGGAGGUUGCAGCAGACUGGCUGAUAGCGGGUACACUCCUCUGGGCUAUCCGUGAUUCUCGGACACUCUACCGUCGGUCCGGUGAAGUCGUAUGGCAGCUAUUUAGGACUUCUGUGCAAACUGGUCUCAUUGCGAGUCUCUUCGCAAGCGCGACCAUGAUUUUACGGCUUGUAUAUCCGAAAUCCGACUACCCGCUCUUAACUGGCGUUCCGAUUGGGUUUGUCUACGCUGGUACGAUCAUGGACACUCUCCUCUGCAGACAAGCGCUACGAGACAUGCUGAGCGAUGCCCCUCUUCGAAGCUCCAACUUCAAAAUUGCGGACUCAACUCAGACUGCCAACAGUACCAAGGAAACAGGGCCAUCAUACCCUUCACGGACCGUAGACAAAUCUUGCGGCGUUCAGACUGAAUCUGAUUCAAUUCCAGUCUGA